UCAUCCCACAUGCUUAGAGCUGUGCCUGUGGUCUCCAUGGCCCCUGCUCUGGCCCAUAUGGGAUGCUGCAUGCUGGGAUUUGAGGCUCUGUGAGCUGCAACAUGCAUUGCAGCUGGUGUUGCUCUUUCCGGGCCUCCUCUGAAGGGCUGAUCUUCAGAGGUCCUGAAGCUCUGGAAGCUGCAGGUGGUUGAACAUCUCUCGUUCCCCAGCUCUCACACCACUCCUUCGCCCUCCCAUGCAAGUCGGACUCAUCCUUGCCACUGGCAAAGGACCUAUGUAGAAGACGCUUUCCCUUCUUCCUUAGUUUCACAGGUGGCCAGCUUUGGCGAUUUCAGCAUGAGCCUCCCAACAACUGGUGUUUUUCUUAAAGCCUGGGCUCCUGGAGUCAGGUGAUGAUGUGAGACUCAGCUUGCAUUCUAAAAUCCAUUCCUAGCCCUGGUGGUUGUGGAGAAAAGCUGGAAAACGUGACCCUCCCCCCAAAGGCUCAGAGACUAGGAGACCAACGGGGAGAAGAAGCCAGAUGUAGGAUUUCUAAAAAUCUCCUGAGGUUUAGUCCAACCUCAUGGUCUGGAGGCCCAAAUUGUGCUCUUGCUCCCGGCCCCUCAAAUCAAGGCGCUUUUCUUUGUCUAGCAUAAGAAUUUAUAGAGGAUCCCUAACUGCUGAGCGGGCUGGGAGCCUCCCUCCGGGCUUCAUUGGCCAGAAGGCACAAGGGACUCCAGACACCAGCAGCCAAUGAGACGCCCAGGAUCGGUUUAAAGGGCCCCCCCUCCAGCCCUACAAAAGGUGCUGCGGGCGCCCUGCCAGGCCAGCCGGGCGGAUGGGGCGGUAGCAGGAGGCGCGGAGUGUGUCUGUACCAGUUCAGACAGGUGCCCCCCUGGGGACGCCACCCCCAGCCCGCACCUCUCUGCAAAGUGGGAGUGGAGGGAGCGUGUCUGCAGAGGAUGCCCAUCCUCAUCUCGCCCGACAUCGCUGCCCGGUUCAAGGAGAAGUGGCUGCUGCUGCACCCCGAGGACCGGGACAAUGUGGGUGGGGCUGUGACCUUGGAUGACAGCCUCACCAGCCUGCAGUGGCUCCAAGACUUUUCCAUCGUCACCGCUGAUCCGGAGACACCACCUGUCCCCAGCCACCCUCUCCACCAGCCUCCCCAGCAGCUCUUCCAAGGGUCCGAGGCCCCGGCCAGCCCACCAGCAGGAGACACUGCGGCCAAGGGGAUGCCCCCGUGUCUGGGCAAACCCACUUCCGCAGCCACCUCCCCUGGCACCAGCUACCUGCCUGGCCUUGGCGCUGCAGAGAUCGAUUACAAGAGCAACCCUGGGGCGAAGCCCCCUUACUCCUACGCCACCCUUAUCUGCAUGGCUCUGCGGGCCAGCAAGCAGGCCAAGGUCACCUUGUCAGCCAUCUACAGAUGGAUCAUGGAGAACUUCUGCUACUACCGGCACGCUGAGCCCAGCUGGCAGAAUUCCAUCCGGCACAACCUGUCCUUGAACAAAUGCUUCCGGAAAGUGCCGCGGCAGAAGGACGAGCCAGGCAAGGGGGGCUUCUGGGAGAUCGACCCGCAGUACGCCGAUAUGUUCGUCAAUGGUGUUUUCAAGCGGAGACGGCCGCCGGCCGCGCCCUACAGCCUGCCACGGCAGCGCCCCGCCGUGCCUGCCCUGGAGGCAGGGUGCAGCCUCUUGUCCCCCAUGUCCCAUCUGGGGGAUGGGCAGCCAGGGCACACCCCUCACCAGGCUGCCCACCGCCCGCUGCACCAGCACAGCCAACGCUGCCCCCUGCUGGAUGCCCCCAGCCCUCCGCUGAAGCGCAGCUGCCUGGCAGCCAGAACUGCCCAGUCCCCUCUGCUGCCCUCUAGUGGCAGAGAUGCAGAAGCCCUGCGAGGAAAUUUUGACUGGGCCGAUGCCUUUGACGAUGUCUUACGGGGAAACGGCAGCAAUUUCGAGGACCUGGAUAUUAACGCAGCGCUCAGCUCGCUGGCCACAGAGGUGGACCUCGCCAUGCAAGGCAGGUACAUACCCCUUGCCAGCAAGUGGGGCACCCCGGCUACCAAUCACCCCAGCCCAGGGGCUUCCCACUGGGAGGAUUUCACCCCCUUCGCCGACACCCCCCACCACCCCUGGGAGGAGGCGAGGGGAGAGGUGCUCGGCAACUCCUGGGGCUUUGAGCAGGGCUUCAACUUCUGUGAUGGCUUCCUCAGCGAGACUCAGCCCUGGGACAAAGUCGACACCUUCAUGUGAUCCCCCUCUCUUCUCUGGGGCUGCUGCCCCUCUCCUACCCCCUGGCAUGAAAGUAGGCUGAGUCCCUCCUGCUCUCCCAAGCACUCUAUGGGCAAGGCCCUGUCCUUCCCUGACUGCCAGCGCUUGUGGCUUCCUGAGCCCUUGGGCAGGGGUCACAUUAGGAGUCCGUCUCUUCCCCCCCACACCCCAGCAAGCUGUAAUGUCCCAGACCAGCGACUCAGCUGGGCAGUGACUGCUGCAGGGCAGGGCAGGCCAGACCCUGACCCUGACCCUGAGCCGCAGGAGGCUCCGUGCCUCAU
Molecule: messenger RNA, 2530 nt
Organism: Trachemys scripta elegans
Lineage: Eukaryota; Metazoa; Chordata; Testudines; Emydidae
Product: forkhead box protein J1-B-like
Exons: 3
Coding region: 942-2231 (429 amino acids)
Biological process (GO): regulation of DNA-templated transcription
Molecular function (GO): sequence-specific DNA binding; DNA-binding transcription factor activity
Source: RefSeq, a predicted model, not a curated record